This is a messenger RNA of Grus americana (Whooping crane), 3016 nucleotides long. RefSeq names its product transmembrane protein 178B (gene TMEM178B). Gene Ontology annotation, cellular component: membrane. Bases 1795 to 2679 code for a protein of 294 amino acids. The record is from RefSeq and is a predicted model, not a curated record. Lineage: Eukaryota; Metazoa; Chordata; Aves; Gruiformes; Gruidae. The transcript is spliced from 4 exons.
UGGGUGACAUCACUGGCUUUUGGCUCAGCGCUCUGUAUUCUCUGUCUCUAGGCUUUAGCCAAGGCUGCAGGGCUCGGUGUUUGAACAAGGAAAGAUUCCCAGGUGUACAGAAGAUUGGAUUCGCUCUUAUUUGGGUUAAAAACGGUAAAAUGAGAUUUCUAAAGCUUGGGGACUCCAGCUCGCCUUCUGUUGUACUUGAUCUCUACAAGAUGGGUGAGUUAUUCCCAUUAGAGAGAAAGGGACUGGAAAUUUAAGGAGAAAAAAAAAAUAUGUCUGAAUAUAUAGCUGCUGAUGCUGGGGAUACGAUUCGUAUGAAGCUGCUGAGCUAAAAAUCUCAGCUCCGACGUGGAGAUCGGGCCAUAUGGCAGAGAAAUGAUGCAGACCGAAAGCUGUUGACAACAGUUAGGGGCUGCUUUCCUCUCCCCGUGUAAGGUGUGUAGCGUUGUGUGCGUGUCCCCCACCCUCCCCGGUUUGUUUUGGUUUGAUUUCCCCCGACCUCCCUCCCCUCCCCAUUCCUUCGCAUCCUUGCAGCCAGCCGUAGCCCUGCCUGCCUGCCUUCAUCUUGCAGAUGGCUAACGUGCCGCCGUGUUAGGAAAACUGUGCACAACACAUCCCAGCGCCGGGGACGAAGGAAGCUUUUCAGAUACCAGCGGAAAGGGGGGAGCGUGUGUGUGUGUGUGUGUGCGUGCGUGCGUGUCUGUGUGUGUGUGUGUGUAGAAAAACGAUGCCGGGGCCGAGGACUGCUUCCAGCGCUGCUUAGCGGGAGGUGCGCGGUCGGCGGCGGGUCCUGCCGGGGCUGCGGCUGCCCCCGCCGCCUCUCCCCGGCCCGGGAGCGGAGAAGCUGCCGCGCUCGCCGGGAGAGCCGAAGCGCUGCUGGGGCGCUCCAGGGAAAGGGAUCGUGGCGUUACGCUGCCUGCUGGAUGACAGCGCAGACGACAAAAGCAGGCGAGUGAAUGGCAAGGCUGGCAGAGAGAAGCCGAGGUGUUUCCGAAGCCAAGGUGUCAGUGACUGUCAGCGAAGUCUGCUAAGGGAGAGACCUGUGCGUGCCUGCGUUUCCAGCUCCAGCCGGGGAGGUUAUAGUCCAGCCAUAGAUUUAAAACAGCAGCAGCAGCAGCAGCAACAACAGAUUGCUCCCCCCCUCUUGCUCCCUCCCCUUCGACCCCGCUUUAAACCCAAGCAAGCGACCGACGGUCCAGACGCUGAUGCUCUUGCUGAGCCACUGACAAAGAAAAGGCAAGUCACUCGUCUCUCAGCCCGGGAUAGCCAGCUGCUUGCGAGCGGGAGAUGUCUAGCUGUUGAACUUUUCUGUCCUGUGAUGAUGCUGUGGUGAGCCUGCUGAUCUGAAAGCCAUCUCUUCUGGAUUUCUGAGCUGGCCAGAUUGAAAGAGAUUAAUGGACUGAUCAAACAGCCGUAGCUUUCAGGUCUCUUCAGGGGGGAUAUAUCGCUUCGGCCCCCAUCGCUCGGGUGCUCGCGGCAAGGGGAGCAAGACAUCAUUGUAUAGGUGGGUCGCUGGCUCGGUCCCGUUCGAGGUGGAAGGCUGCGUUUCUCCUCGCCAGGUCUCCUCCGCAAAGGAGAAGAGGCAGAUGAGACUCCAGGACUGCCUCCAGGGCAGAACUUUGUAGCGCUCUCAGCAUCCCUCCGCAGCGUGGAUGUGAGCCACGGGAGUUAGGGAUGUUUGAGGCGGUCCCUGCCAAGUGACACCUAGCAGCUGCUCCGGAGGUUUUUUGCGUGGUCUCACACUCAAGGGCUUUGCCUGUUGUGAAGAUGUCCAUGGUGUUUCUGUGAAGCUGAGGUAUGGCUGCUGGAAGGUUACUGCUGUAUGCUGGCCUCUCUCUAGCUCUGUGUGCCCUGGGCAUGCUGGCUGUGGCAAUCUGCUCUGACCAUUGGUACGAAACUGAUGCCAGGAAGCACAGAGAGAGGUGCAAGAGCAUCACCACUAAGAGAAAUGAUCCUGGCUUCAUUUAUAACUCCAACAACAACCUGCCUCUCAGGGCCAGCAGGUCUAGGUUGGACCGCUGGGAAGGGAAGCUCCUCUUGGCAAGAAACAGGAGGCAGAUCUUUGCUAUGAGUGCAGUCGACGAGUGCAACAGACAGUACAACUCAACCAACAUGGGGCUCUGGAGGAAAUGCCACCGACAAGGAUUCGACCAAGAGCUGGAGGAGCUGAUUGCCAAAGGAGCAAUUGAGCGGUGCACGUACAUCAAGUACCACUACUCCUCAGCGACCAUUCCCAAGAACCUCACCUACAACAUCACCAAGACAAUCCGCCAGGAUGAGUGGCAUGCCUUGCAUUUGCGCAGGAUGACAGCUGGCUUCAUGGGCAUGGCUGUGGCCAUCAUACUCUUUGGAUGGAUUAUCGGGGUGCUGGGGUGCUGUUGGGAUCGAGGCCUUAUGCAGUAUGUGGCAGGGCUUCUCUUCCUCAUGGGAGGAACCUUCUGCAUCAUUUCACUGUGCACGUGCGUGGCUGGAAUCAACUUUGAGCUCUCCCGCUAUCCCCGCUACCUGUAUGGACUUCCCGACGACAUCAGCCAUGGCUAUGGCUGGUCCAUGUUCUGUGCGUGGGGGGGCCUGGGCCUCACUCUUAUCUCUGGCUUCUUCUGCACUCUGGCCCCUUCUGUCCAACCUGUCCCCAGGACCAACUGCCCCAAAUCUAGACCUGAGAAUGGGACAGUGUGCUAAAACAAAUAGCAAACAAAUACACACACACACACACAUAUAUAUGUCUAUGUAUACCUAUACAUGCAUAUAUAUGUAUAUAUAAUUAUAUAUAUAUAUAAAAUCUCAAAUUAAUGCCAGUGCCAAGGUAGAGCUGAGUCCAACACGGCACUCACAUCUCCACCGGACUCUGUGUUGCUUCGUUCUUUCUCACAGCGAUGGGAAAGCUUUUCCCCUCACAUGGCUCUUCCAUCCAAGUCUUAACUUCAGCAUCAUACCUUAGAGGUCGAAUGAACAUACAGUUGCACCUACCUACUGCCAUUUGGGAAGGGGAACAGGGGGUCUGUGUGGGGGAUCUGGA